Messenger RNA from Ilex paraguariensis (yerba mate), 270 nucleotides. The record is from the annotation of a GenBank genome assembly. NCBI's taxonomy places the organism in Eukaryota, Viridiplantae, Streptophyta, Magnoliopsida, Aquifoliales, Aquifoliaceae.
AUGGAAUUAACGAAAGAGAAGGACAAGAAGAAUAAGAUAUGCAAGAGGUGUAAAGUGGAUUACAGUCCGUCGUUAAACGACCCUAUUUCGUGCCGAUUUCAUCCUUCUUUCUUCGUUUGUCGUCGUCACGACGACCAGAAAAGGUACUAUGAACUGGGACCUGAUGAUCCUCCCUAUGCUGCCAAAUUCUAUGAUUGUUGUGGAGCAGAGGACCCUGAAGCAUCCGGCUGCACUACUGGUUUCCAUGUUUCUUAUGAUGACGACCAAUGA